GUGAUAUUAAAAGUAAACAAAAUAAGAAUAUUGGAGUCAAGAUUUGCAAGCUAACACUGAAUAAAAUUUAAAAAGUGUACAAACUACCGAUGAAGAAAUCAAGAUGAGCCAAGAAGAUACUUGUAAACCAAGAUUUAAAGGCAUUGAAAAUUUCUUACGACGCAUAGCUUUUAAUUUAGGUAACUCUCCAUCCCAGACGGAAGUAAAAAUAAUCUCGUGUAUACCAAUAGAUGUCACCGAUCUUCAACAGAAAAUACUAUUGCUGGAAAAAGAAUUAAGUGAUGCCAAAAAACAAAAAAGUGCAGCUAAACAUAAAAUCAAAAUCGAUUGCAAUAGAUUAGAUAGAAGAGUAAUAUAUGACUCAUCAGCAGCAAACCAGUCUGUAGCCAUCUCCCAGUGCGACAAUAGCCCGUCUCUCGACUACACUUUGGAUCAAAAUUUCUCGAACGUGACUACCGAAUUAUCUUCUCACUCGAAACCUCUCAUUGAAGCGAUAUACGAGCGAGCCAUGUCGGAACAAACCAUGAAAUCCAAAUGGGACAAACGCAAGUUCAACGCCAACAAAUGCGUAAAGAACAUUUUCAGAAAACGGAAAAAACAAACACAGAAUAGGGGACAGACUCAAUUCGUGUACUAUGCACAUACAGAUUACGGGCCGAAUUUACCUGAAAUGAACAAACUGAGCUACUCGUACUUGUCUGAUGUGUUCCGAAAACACUAUGAUCCUAAACUGGUGCUACGGGAGUGUUCAGACACGAGCCACUUCUCUGAACCAGUUUGCAGGGAUUUAAGUCACAGCAAAAAAUCAGUGCCAUAUGACUCUGAGGUAUGUUCAUGUUGUCACGGUAGAUUUCAAAACGUUGAUAUUUAUAUGAACGAUGAGGAUAAAAGUGACGCAGCAGUCUUCCCACUUAAAAAAACAGAAAAGGUUAAAAAUGAACCAAGCAUAGUUGAUUUACUUCCUGUUAAAGAGAGAUCUACUAAAAAGAAGCCUAAUUCAAGAAACGAUAAUAAAUUAAAAAUACAUUACAACAUUAACAACGCGGAAUGGUCGCUACAACAUGAUACUCAACAUACGCACUGCUACAAUUAUGCAAUAGACAAUAAUAGAGAAUUCAAAGUUUCUAAACAAACCAAAUGUAAGAAUACAUGUCAAAAACAUACUAUACACAGUAAAGCUGGACAUCGCGAGGCAACAAACAUUUACAAAGGGUCAUGCACACCUGUAAAAAUACAUAAAAAUAAAGUUGAGAAAAGUUUAAAAGAAAACAUUUCAAGUAUCCAAAUAAAAACCGCUAUCUGCGACUGCACCAAAACAGAGGCUAUGUUGAACGAAAUAAAGAAGAUGUUACGAACAGUCUUAAAUGAAAUAAAAACUAACACUGAAACUCGUUAUAUCAAAGAUGACGAAAGGAAGAGAGACGCUGUGAUUCAAAACGAUUCCUCCGGUAACGAUAUGCAACGCUCGACGUUUCUCCAUAGCUUUAUGUACAACACCUCAAAUUAUUGCACAAAUCCCUAUCUCUUGCCAUUCACAGGACAAGUACCUUUAACACAGUACUGUUUUUCAAACAUGCCUUUGCAGCCUAUAAAAUGUCCCACGAAAGAAGCACCACAAAGUGCUCUAUGCCCCAAAUCUGCUACUACUCGAUCUACAAAUACAGAUAAUGUAGAGAUUAUCAAACCAGAUAAUAAAGAAACAGGUGAACUUAUAAAAGAAAUUUAUAAAUCAAUCAAGACAAGCGCGGAUAAUCCAAGUAAUGCUGGAUCUAGCAAUGAUGAAAUAAUAGCUGCCACCAACGAUUCUACAUCAAACACAAAGAUUAAUCGUACGUGUAGAGAUGUAAGCCUGAAUGUUUCGAAUGUGAAAAAAGAUGCGCAAGUGGAAGCUCUAUUAUCCUGUCUGACUUCUUACACAGCCAGCAAUGUGGUAUGCACUGCUAUAGCUCCAAAAUCUGGAUUCGGUGUUAAAGAAAAUGAUGCUCAUAGGUUUACCAAACAUGAUGAUAUAUCUGAAGAAGAUGAAUAUACUGAGACAGUUGUUUCAAGUAGCUAUGUAACGGGAAGCACUAAGGUUCCAAAGAAAACUGGUGUUCUAGCAAAAAUGCUAUCCGUUUUCAAGAAAAACAAAAGUAAUAGAGACGAAGAAACAGAAAUUAGUGAUACAGACGACUACGAGACUGUAUACACUGUCUAUACAGAUAAGGCGAAUAACACGCCCAAAAUAAGAAGACCUGUUGGAAUCAACAUUAGGGUACCACCGAGUCGUAACAAGAACAAACGUAGGUCAAAGGAGGAAUGCAGAAAACAGUGGAUAGACGAGUUGUUGAACGAACAAAGCAGAUAUUACGCUCCCAAAAACAAUACGCAAUCUUUCAAGUCCUACCCGAAAGCAGUGUAUGGUAGAGAUUAUGAAGCGAGAGCGGCAAUUGUGGUACCAAAUCGUAAUUAUAAUUAUUAUAUACCGAAUCGGCCCAAAUAUGAGAAUGCAAAUAAAAUGUGUAGAUUACCAAUAGGAAGAAAGAAAAUUUCGUACCUAAAGAACGCGAAGUUAAUGCGUUGUGGAAGAGAUUGGAAGAAAUUCAUCAUGGAGUCCUAG
Molecule: messenger RNA, 2599 nt
Organism: Aricia agestis (brown argus)
Lineage: Eukaryota; Metazoa; Arthropoda; Insecta; Lepidoptera; Lycaenidae
Exons: 3
Coding region: 104-2599 (831 amino acids)
Source: RefSeq, a predicted model, not a curated record